Molecule: messenger RNA, 4527 nt
Organism: Pleurotus ostreatus (oyster mushroom)
Lineage: Eukaryota; Fungi; Basidiomycota; Agaricomycetes; Agaricales; Pleurotaceae
Exons: 11
Coding region: 1-4527 (1508 amino acids)
Biological process (GO): proteolysis
Molecular function (GO): cysteine-type peptidase activity
Source: RefSeq, a predicted model, not a curated record
AUGUCCAACGUGCAGGAAACAAAUCCUGCGUUCAGUUGCAAACACUGGUGUCGGAAGCAUGGUCCUCUUUAUCCUGACGACCCACCCCCAACUUUCCAAAAGGCACAAGCUGAUGCUCUCGCCAUCCCCAACGACGUGCAAGAACUAUUGCCCCAGCCCCAGCUGUGUGUUAGGCAGUUUACCCUUGUUCCACUUCCAGAUCAGCACGAUAUCAUUGGGACGGAGAAGGCUUCAGCAUGGUUUAGCAAAGACUUGCCUUCGACUGGAAUCCUCUGCCUAAUGGACCGGCCUGUACCCUCGAAGAAGACGCUCCAGAGGAUUGAGGAGCAAACUGGAAAGGCAUGGCUGAAUGGCGCAAACUCAAUUGUAGACCCUCGAUAUAACGAUGGAGUGGACCGCUUCCCGCUAUACGCAUUGUCAUUCUGGAAGGCCUUGGAAAAGAUCGUUGAGAAGCAAAAGGCGUGGAAGGCCGGAAUCGAGUGGUUGAAAGAUGAAGAAAGACGAGCGGACCCACUUACCUGCGCUGUGAUAACAGGUGUAAUCUACAAAUGGUUCAGUACAGACCACAUGGAUAUGGCGGCCGAGGAACUUGCCUUGCGAAUCGCCCAACCCUCAAAGACACUUGUUGCGCCUGUUGCCUUCGCCAACGAUCUGAUCAGUGCCAUCGAGUUCAAGAAGUCAUACUCGAAGCAACAUACCCCACUGCUCUGUCGAUACGAGCGGGAGAUUGACAAGAAAAAACUGGACAAACUUUACUUUCCUUUGCAUGUCAAUGGAAACCAUUGGAUCGCGGGGUUCAUUGAUUUCAAAACGAGGACUUUUGGAUAUGGAUCUCCCGUGCCCAAGGCCUUUAUUGCUGCCCUUAGACGUUGGACUAAGCAUCUUGGGAAGGGAACUUUUAGAGAAGCGAAAGGCGGCAUGCGACAUGGAGUCCAGAGCGACACGGUUUCAUGUGGAAUUGCGACAUUCAAUACACUUGCUCAUGCGAUCAUUGGAGAUACUCUGUGGACUCAGAGCCGUGGUGUACGAGAGCGUAUUCUGUGGUUCCGUCGGUUCUGUCAACAUAUUGAGAAAGAUGAGUCGAGCCUCACCAACAAUGCAUGGAACUAUCACCCUCCAACAACCCGCUCCUUCACCGUGGACCAGGAAAUUGCUAUCGCAAUCGGUGACCACAACUUCUCGGAUUUGGCAUCAUUCGUCGCAGAACCCAGCACACAUGUUGAAGGCCCACCUGCAGAUUUUAAUACCUGCACCAACAAGAGCGACGAGAGUGGAUAUGAAGCUAGCACAUAUGAGGAAGAAAGCAGGCACGACGAAGAAAACAGCCACAACAACGGUGGUGACGAUGGAACAUGGGGAUUUGCUGGGGUUGACGAUAACAUGAGCAUCGAUAGGCCCCAUUCAGUGGAGUUGGGAUGGUUCGAUGAUGGACAGUUUGCUUCACCGGCAGAUGUUCCCGCAGAAACUGAAGGCAUGUCCGUAUCAGAACUCGACUUGAGCAAUGGUCGAAGUAGCGAGGAUGAGGACAAGGGAACAUUCGGGGGAGGUUCUCCGGUGAAGCUUGGUCAGCAUAGUCCCAAAAGAGCUAAAGCACGAUCACUGCUAUCGUUCUUCAAGCCAAUCGCAGGCAUUCAAAGAAUCAAGAGAUUGCACAGUGAUAGUGAUGGUUCAGACGAAAAUGCCUCAAAAUCCCAGCCUCUUGCUAAGCGGCGGCCAAAGAAGACAAAGCGGACUCUUGCACCUAGCGAGUCAACACCAUCCCGUGACGACUACGAAGAUCAUGAGAAAUGGAUGCAGCGUCUCAUGAAGGACGACCCACAUGUUGAGAUUGACGAGAAGAAUCACUUGCUUGCACCAAGAACACCUACCCUAUUCAUGCUUGCCCAGACACGUAUGGAGCCUGCCUUAGGAGGAGGGGCACGCUCGGUAACUGUUAUCGCUCAAGAAAAGUUCGGGAAAGACUUCUCGAAACUAAGCAAAAAACGGAAGGAGGAGGACGCUAAAAAUACACCAUAUAUCCGGUUUGCUGAGGGUGUACUGGCAGGGCAGUACCAGGACUUCUCUGUUUUCACAGGCCUUGUCGAAGCAAUGGUUAUGAAGAUUGACCGAUCUUCUCGUGAAGUCGGCCUGCAGAACUUUCGAUAUGCCCCUGCUUGGGAUGAAUUCUGCCAUAUUAUCAACAUUCAUAGCCCCCGAGCGUACCAGUCGCUGCUCCGUCACCUUCCUGGUAGAACAGAUCGUAGUUUCAGACAAAAGGAAUCUCGGCAACCACGAUUUCCCAUGAAGAUAUGCGAUGAGACCUUCCAUCGGCUUAAAAAGCAACUAUUGGAUUUGGAUUACAGUGGACCUGUUGGGCUAAGUUGUGAUGACACGAAGCUACUUUCAUCGUUACGGCUGUACUGGAAUGCUGAUGAAGACUCGUACUAUCUUGUUGGCUCUACUGAUGGUCCAAUGCGUGUCACUAAUCAAGAAGAAAUCAAGAAAAUGAUGGCCGACCCAGCAAUAAUCAAAGCUGAUAAACUUCGCCUUUGGUCCAUCAUUAUUCCACUUCCCAAAGUCACGCCCGGGAUUGUUUUUGCAUGCCUUGGGAUACCGACAGAUUUGUCCGCAGACGACCUAUAUCUAUACCUGAAGAAAAUCCUCGAUGGACUGGUUGAAAACGAAAUACAGGUGGUCUCAUAUGCAUGUGAUGGAACCGAAGUCGAGCGUGCAGUGCAACACAAGCUAAUCACGGAGUGCAAGGAUAGCAACGCCGCUAUAAGCUAUACUAUUCAGAACGACAACAUAGCAGACCCAGUGACGGUCACCAUUCCAAUUUAUCAAGGGCAACCAAUUGUCAUGGUUCAGGACUCAAAGCACAGUCUGAAGACAUUCCGAAAUAACCUUUUCUCGGGAGCUCGACUGUUAACAUUGGGGAACUAUGUUGCCGCCUACCACUUCAUCCGCACGAUCGCAUUCACUCCCAAUUCACCACUCUAUCAUCGUGAUGUUGAAAAAUUAGAUCGGCAAGAUGAUAGUGCCGCAGCACGUCUCUUCUCAGCCGCAACUCUCGAAUUCAUCGUUCACGCUCAGAAUCCUGAAUAUACCGGCAUCAUCAUCUAUCUUUUUGUCUUCGGCGAGCUAGUUGAUGCCUAUCAGAAUCGGAAUAUCUCACACAUAGAACGAAUCAAGAUGGCCCUCCGAGCCCGGUAUUUCAUUAAUUCGUGGAAGGCAUACCUCGGUGCAACAGGCUACAGGCAGGCUCAACAUUUCCUUUCUCGUGAAGCGGUCGACAUCGCAAACAUCAUUGUCGAAGGCAUUAUCGGUCUCAUCAUCGUUUAUCGUGAUCGUGUUGAUGGGAUUGUGCCCCUCCUUCCCUGGCUUCACUCUACCGAAGCAUGCGAACACACAUUUGCUGAGGCGCGAGCUAUUGUCAAGGAUUUUACUUUGCUUGACUUCCUUCACAUGAUACCCAAACUCGGUGUGAAGAUGCGAGAGGCUGUGUUCACUGCAAAGGUCACAGGAGCCAACAAGACGGCUAAUGGGUAUUGCCACACGUACUUCGAUUCAAGUGGCAUCGACUUGCUCAACCUGACGAUUAUGCCAUCAAACCACGAUAUCGAGGCCGCAGCACGCGAGGCUGCCUUUGAAGCCGACACUUUAAUCCACCUUCUAGGAAUCCGAUCAUCUAUGCUCCAUGGCUUACCAGAUUCCCAUCAGCCACGCUCGUGUCAUCUCCCAACUAUCAAUUCCUGGUUUGUAGAUGAGGAGGAAGUGUCGUCUGAUGAAGAAGACAGUAUUUGCGAUGCAGAGGAAUUCCAAAAGGUCAUAGCCAUUGAGGACAACCACCCAGUAUCACGCAGCAAUGUAGAAGAUGACCACCUGAUGUCUCUUUCAUGUACAGGAGUUGCGCUUGCCAUUAAUGAUUUCAUUGCAGUUCAAUCAUUACCUGAGCCUGAUCCGGAAGACGUUGAAGUGUCUCUUAUGCAGGAGUCAGCCAACAUCCGUGCAGCCACCGCUUUGCCCGGCCUUUGUCUCCCCUCAGAACCGACCAAGCCUCUCGGACAAGGUUCCCAAACCCUUGAUGACCUUGACUUCUCGGAUCUGAUCAAUCUACGCCGCCUUCAUCAAACCGAACAUGCAAUUAGGGCGACUCGCACAGGGCGCGAGGGCGACAAUCAGCACCAGGCUUCGCUCCGCUCUGAAAGCAUGUAUUCACAACUCACACGACAAUUCUAUGCAGCACUCAAAGAGGACCAACUCCGUGGUGUGACGACUGGCCUUGGGCGUGCAAAACGCAUAGAAAACCAAGGUGAAAAUCCCAUAAGCGGGAAUGCUUCGAACGCUGCCCUUGCUGCGGAAUCGGUGACACGGAAAAACGCCCAGCUUCGCCUACGAUUAUUCUCCGCUGCCGGGUUCGCCGGUGCCUCUUUACUUCAUGUCAAAGACGCAACAGCCCGAUUCCUUACCAAGCAAUACGUGUUCUUGCCAUCAGUGGCCUUCUUGUGCCGAGUGCCGUCUCCUGUUACGGGUCCUGGAAUGAAAUGA